GCCAAUUAUAAAAAGGGGCCAUGAAGGAUAAGACCGAAGGAAAAAAAAAGAAUAAUAAAAAAAUCUUGAAAAUUUGUGUGACUCUUGCCGAAUCUGCGUUGUACUCGUCAGUGUUCUUGCUGCGUAGUUUCUCUCGCAUUCCUAGCCAAACCAAAAACAAAAAGCGAUUGAUGGGCACGUCUCCACUGUCGCUGCCCUAUUCAGUGCCACACACACAGAUAUUUUCCAAUUUUCAUCUCUAAUUGAAACGGGUCCAGGUUGGAGUUCACUGUUUCAGCUCACUCUUCCACGAGAUGAUACCUCUUCACGUGAUUUUGUGUCUUAGCUUUUCAUCAAAUCGAAUUUCACCUUCUCAGAGAGAAUUACUCAGAAAUCUAUGGCGUUUACGGUGAUUAUCACUUGGAUUUCUGGGUGAUCUGCUUCUUUCUAUCUUUGUUUUGAUUCCAAUUUUCUGUUGGGUGUCUUUGAGUUCUGGGUGCUCUGUUUAAUUGGGUUUUCCUCGAAGAACACGUGGUUGGGUACCACAUGGGAUUGGAACCAAUCGGUACACCGAGGAGAGCCGUAGAAUUCAUGCAACAAGUAGUAGGUACCUGGACCACAUGGCUCUCAUAGAACAGUCAUUGAACAGGCGGUACUCGCUCUAUGUUCACGAAGAGCUCGACGAAUUGUCUGAGAGUUUCACAAUCACUGACCCCAGCAUCUCGGGCCACCCAAUCGUGUUCGCGAGCCUCGGGUUCCUAAAAAUGUCGGGGUACUCGAAAGAGGAGGUGAUCGGCAAGAAUGGCAGGGUAUUCCAGGGCCCCAGGACCAACCGAAGGUCGGUUAUGGAGAUUCGCGAAGCGAUUCGGGAGGAGAGGCCGAUACAGAUCAGUCUGUUGAACUAUCGUAAAGACGGGACACCCUUUUGGAUGCUGUUUCAUAUGAGCCCGGUUUUUAGCAAAGAUGAUGGCAGCGUGAUUCAUUUCGUGGGAGUUCAGGUGCCGAUUUCGCCGAAGCCGAGGCGGUCGAGGAGUGGGGUUGGAAGAAAUGGGGUGAAUUUGUGUGAGGAUGGGUCUAGGAUGAGAGGUGACAUCGUGUUUGGGUCGUGUAGGAGGGAAGUGUGCUCGGAUUCGUUGGUGGAGUUGGGUCCUGUUUUGGAUUUGGAGUCGGUCUUGGAUUCUGAUAGUAGAGGAUUAGAUAUUGAAGAGACAUGUGAGGCAAGCGAUCUAGAGAAGCAAAGAGCUGCAAAUGCCAUUGAGAACAUCUCCUCUUUGCUAACCCGCUACAGCGAGAUAACAGGCAGAUUGGUGUGUGAAAGGAGAUGCAGCUUACCUGGGGCAGGCGUUCUCAGUUCAUCCUUAAUUAUUUCUCUUGGUAGAAUCAAACAAAGCUUUGUAUUAACUGACCCGCACUUACCUGACAUGCCUAUAGUUUAUGCAAGUGAUGCCUUCUUAAGAUUGACAGGUUAUGCUAGACGUGAAGUGUUGGGGCACAAUUGUAGAUUUUUAAGUGGAGAGGAUACGGAUCCCUCAACUUUAUCUAAGAUGAAGGAGAGCAUUCGAGUUGAGCAGGCAUGCACAGUACGUAUCUUAAAUUACAGGAAGGACAAGAGUUCAUUUUGGAAUUAUCUUCAUAUAUCACCUGUUCGUAAUGCUUCUGGAAAGAUAGCAUACUUUGUGGGUGUUCAGAUAGAAGAAGGCUGCAAAGACCAGGUCAGACAUGGUCUGAGCCCUGAGAUGAGGCAGCUUGGUGCAGUUGGCGCAGUAAGGGUAGCAGUAAGGAGUUUAUCAAUAGGUGCUGGUCCUUCAAUGUCAUAGGAGAACCUCUGCAUUCUUUGCUGCCGAUUGUAGUCCAUAAUGUCACAGGAGAGUUGAAAAGGCACAUAGUAAAAUGAUUUGUCACACGAGUGGACCCCUGUUACAUUCAUAUGGUUUUAUAUAAUAAUGUUUCAAUAUAAGGUUGAAGCUUCGAGUCA
Messenger RNA from Corylus avellana, 1954 nucleotides. RefSeq names its product PAS/LOV protein B (gene PLPB). Lineage: Eukaryota; Viridiplantae; Streptophyta; Magnoliopsida; Fagales; Betulaceae. The record is from RefSeq and is a predicted model, not a curated record. Gene Ontology annotation, cellular component: nucleus.